AUUAUUAAAAGUGUGAUGAAAAAAAAGACUAUUUCGAAUUCAAAAGUUGUAAUACGUUAAAGUAAAAAAAAACACGUAAAAUGAAAUCGAAUUUCAGUCGACAUGAUUACAAGAAGUACGCAGUCUACGAAAAGAAGCUCGUCGUACGUUUAGCAUCACAAUAUGAACCGGGCGGUUACUCCCUUCAAGUACAAAAUCGACGAGAUUCCAACAUGACACAACGCGAUGGCAUCAUAAAAUUUGAAAAUGAAAGAAUAAAAACACUCCAGGAGGAGCGUCUGCACAUCCAAAAGAAAACAUUCACAAAAUGGAUGAAUUCAUUCCUUAUCAAGGCAAAAAUGGAGGUCGAAGACCUUUUCACAGAUCUAGCCGACGGUAUUAAAUUACUUAAACUCCUGGAGAUCAUAUCGGGGGAGAAGCUGGGCAAACCAAAUAAUGGACGCAUGCGUGUUCAUAAAAUCGAAAAUGUCAACAAGAGUCUGGCAUUCUUGCACACCAAGGUUCGCCUUGAAUCAAUUGGUGCUGAAGACAUUGUCGAUGGUAACCCUAGAUUAAUUCUCGGUUUGAUUUGGACAAUUAUUCUACGUUUUCAAAUUCAAGAAAUCGAAAUUGAUGUGGAUGAAGAAAACGAAUCAUCAGAAAAACGUUCAGCCAAAGAUGCUCUUCUAUUAUGGUGUCAAAGAAAAACACACGGUUAUCCCGGUGUUAAUAUUCAAGAUUUCACAUCAUCAUGGAGAUCUGGUUUGGGUUUCAAUGCUCUUAUUCACUCGCAUCGUCCUGAUCUCUUUGAAUACAGUACAAUUGUUAAUUCGAAAAAUUCAAAUAUUGACAAUCUAAAUCAUGCUUUUGAUGUUGCCGCUAAUGAUUUGGGUAUUCCAAGUUUACUUGACGCCGAAGACGUUGACUGUGUACGACCAGAUGAAAAAUCAAUUUUAACAUAUGUCGCUUCAUACUAUCACACAUUUGCACGCAUGAAAAAUGAACAGAAAAGUGGAAAACGUAUUGCCAACAUUGUUGGCCAACUCAUGGAUGCGGAUCGUAAAAAAAUGCACUACGAACGCCUGACGACAACUUUACUCAGUUGGAUCCGGAAUAAGACAAUCGAAUUGGCGAAACGUGAUUUCCCAAAUUCCCUUGAAGGCAUUCAAAAGGAAUUAUUGUCAUUUAAGGAAUAUCGAACUAUAGAGAAACCAGAAAAAUACAAAGAACGAAGUGAAAUUGAAGCGUUAUACUUUACCAUCAAUACACUUCUCAAGUCACUUAACCAACCGCAAUAUACCCCACAAGAUGGCCAACUUGUCAAUGAUAUUGAAAAAGCGUGGCAACAGCUUGAAAACGCCGAACACAAUCGAGAGGUGGCGUUACGCGAUGAGCUGUUGCGUCAAGAGAAACUCGAACAGCUUAACUAUAAGUUCGAGAAGAAGUCUGUUUUGCGUGAGGGUUAUUUGAAAGAAAUGAUUCAAGUUCUAUCCGAUCCGAGAUACCUUCGACAAGUCGAUGCCACUUUGAAAAAACACGAAGCGAUAUCUGCGGAUAUUUUGGCUCGAGUAGAACGUUUCAAUGACCUCACAGCCAUGGCUAAUGAGUUGGAAAAGGAGAACUAUCAUGGCAAAGAGCGUGUGAAAAAACGAGAAGCCGAAGUUAUGGAAAAAUGGAGGAAACUCCUUGAACUUCUUGAGAAUCACAAGUACAAUCUAUCACAGAUGAGUAAUCUGAUGAACCUGCUUCGGGAAAUCGCCAGUACCCUUGAGGCUAUUAAAGAGCUGCAGGUUCAGUUUGCCUCGGAAGAUGUGGGACCUCAUUUGUUGGGAGUCGAAGAACUUUUACAGGCUCAUUCACUGCAAGAACUACAAGUGAAUACUCUUGGUGAGACACUUAAGAAAUUCACACGACUAGGACAAGCUUAUAAAGAUCAGAAAGAUGCAGCGAUUCUUAUGCAGAAGCUAGCUGAAUUGGACAAAGCUUAUCAAGUAUUACUGACGCUAUGCUCAAAACGUCGAGCUUGUCUUGAAGAAGCUAGAAACUUCUAUCACUUUAUGGAGGACUAUGACAACGAAGAAGGUUGGCUAGUAGAUAAGCAAAGAAUCUGCAAAACAGGUAUCUCCGCCAAAGACCUGCGUGCUGUUCUUUCCCUCCAACAGAAACACAAAGCUCUCGAAGAUGAAAUCAAAUCGAGGAAGCCAAAAUCCCUACAAAUGGGUGAAGCUGGAAAGAAACUAAUCACAGACAAACAUCCUAGAUCCUCAGAAAUCAAACUGAGAAUAAAUUCCCUCGAAGAGCAUUGGAAAGCUCUAGAAGAUCUAGUUGAAUUGCGUCGUAAGCAAUUGGAAGAUGCAGCUGAGGCAUAUCAAUUUUAUACCGAUGCCAAUGAAGCUGAAUCAUGGUUGAAUGAAAAAAUGGCAUUAGUCAAUUCGAAAGAUUAUGGAACAGAUGAACCUUCGGCACAGGCUUUGCUACAAAGACAUCGUGAUUUACAAGGUGAAUUGAAUGCCUAUUCGGGUGAUAUACUCAAUCUCAAUCAACAGGCAGAAAAAUUGAUUAAAGCUGGAAUUUGCACUUUAGAGCUAUCAGCAGAACCAGAACAGAUGCCUGAGGUCGAGCAAGAGGAAUGGGUUAAUGAAACACGUUUGGUACCAAAAGAAGUUUGGGAGGAAGAGCUUGUCGAGAAGCUGGAACACAAGAAAGUUACUGAAACCAAACUUUUGCCACAUGUCAAAGCUUUGUUUCCCUUCGAGGGUCAGGGUAUGAAAAUGGACAAAGGAGAAGUCAUGCUUCUUAAGAACAAAACCAACAACGAUUGGUGGUGUGUCCGCAAAGACAAUGGCACCGAAGGUUUUGUCCCAGCAAACUAUGUCAAAGAAGUAGAUCCUCUGCCAGUGGCUUGUAUUGUAACAAAACCUGAGAAAGUUAAAACCAAGCAAAAGGUCAAGAAGACCAUCUUAGUCCGACAGGUUGUUCCUGUACGACGAAUCAAACCAUCGAGUGUGUCCCAAAUCAAGCCUUUGGUUAAGCGACGAUCAUCAACAAACAUCAAUGAUAACGCUGACAGUGUAGAGAAGCGUCAAAAACGCAUCAACGUUACCUAUGAUGAACUCCAAGAAAUGGCCCAACGUCGACAUGCACUUCUUGAGGAUUCCAUUCAUUUGUUUGGAUUCUAUCGUGAAUGCGAUGACUUUGAGAAAUGGAUGAAAGACAAAGAGAAGAUGAUCAAGUCCGAUGAGGUCGAGGGUGUUGAGAAUGCCAAGAGGAAGUUUGAAAAGUUCCUGACUGAUUUGUCAGCAGCUUCGAAACGUGUAGAGGAGAUCGAUACUGCAGUGCAGAAUUUUACUCGUCAAGGACACUCCCAGUUAGAUAAGAUUGUUGCCCGACAAAAGCAAAUCCAUCAAAUCUGGCAGCGUUUGAAUAAUGCCAAGGCUGAACGUGAAAAGAGUCUUGAAGGUGCUUCAAGUGUGGAACUUUUCAAUAGGACCUGCGAUGAGGCAAAGGUUUGGAUGAGUGAGAAGAUGUUGCAACUGGACACAGCUGUGAUCAGUCCUGAUUUGAAGACUGUCCAAGCUUUGCAAAGAAGACAUCAGAAUUUGGAAAGAGAAUUGGCUCCUGUUGAGGAAAAGGUUAACCGGGUUAACUAUUUAGGAAAUUCAGUAAAGAAUGCCUAUCCAGCAGAACGGGCCAAUGUAACUGCUCGCCAACAAGAAGUCACUGAUAUGUGGAAGCAAGUUCAUGCCAAGGGUAUCGAGUUGAGAGCUCGUAUUGAGAAUGCAGUUGGACAACAAAUCUUCAAUAAUAGUGCCAAAACUCUAUUGGCAUGGAUUGAUUCGGUUAAGGAUCAGUUGAAUGCUGAUGAUGUCGCCAGAGAUGUCGAGACAGCUAACAAUUUGUACAAGAAGCACAAUGAACUUGGUGAUGAUAUCAAAGCGCAUGACAAUGAAUUCGCUGAGGUUAUCAAUUUGGGUCAUCAGUUGACCGAUGGAAGACCGAAUGUUGCUGAAACUGUGAAGAUUAUUGAUCGAUUGAAGGCCGAACAGGAUGCCAUUCAUAGGGGAUGGGUUGAGAAACAGAAAUGGCUUCAGCAAUGUGUGGAAUUGCAAAUUUACAAUCGAGAAGCUGAUAAGAUUGAUGCUACUACCAAGGGUCAUGAAGCAUUCUUGGAGUAUUCCAACUUAGGAAACUCUCUAGAUGAGGUUGAAGCUAUAUUCAAGCGUCAUAUUGACUUUGAAAAAAGUCUCAUGGCUCAAGACAAGAUUUUGAAAGGCUUCUCCGAUCAUGCUGAUAAACUUAUUGCCAACGAUCAUUACGAUUCGAAAUACAUCGCCAAUCGAAGAAACCAAGUUUUGGCCAAACGAAAGGCCGUCAAAGAUCGUGCAUUCGAAAGGAAACGAUCUUUACAAGCUUCCAAGGACUACCAUAAGUUUGCUGCCGAAGCUGAAGAUCUAAACACUUGGCUCAAAGAUAAGACCAAGAUUGCCGGUGAUGAUAGUUACAAGGAUCUAUCAAACCUCCCGAGGAAGCUGCAAAAACACAAAGCUUUCGAAAGGGAACUCCGAGCAAAUGAAGGUCAAUUAAGAAAUGUCAACAAGGAUGCUGAGUCAUUGGUUGCGGCUAAAAAUCGUGUACCAGAAGUACAAGCUAAGGUUAGCGAUUUGAAUAAGAAAUGGAAGGAUCUUCUAACGACUUCAGAAGACAAAGGUCGCAAAUUGGAACAGGCAUUCUUGCAACGUGAACACAAUCGUGCAAUUGAAGAUGCCAAAAAGAAGGUUGACGAACUCGACAAUGCUCUCAAGAGCAAAGAUGUUGGUCAUGAUUUGCGUAGUUGCAAGGAUUUGAUCAAUAAACAUCAUAUUCUUGAAUCAGAAAUUACUUUAUGGGAACAAAAAAUUGAAGAAUUGGUUUCAUCUGGUGAGGAAAUGGCUCAUGAAGGACAUUUCAAUGCCGAUAAUAUCAAGGACGAAACUAAGGACAUUCAAAAUCGCUUCCAUCUGCUUAAAGAUCCAAUCAGGAAGCGACGAGCUGAACUUGAAGAAAGUUUGAACUAUCACAAGUUUGUGUUUGAACUUGAUGCUGAGAUGCAAUGGAUAAAUGAGCAUAUGCCAGCAGCAACAUCCAAGGAACUUGGACAGAAUUUACAUCAAGCUCAGUCAUUGCAUAAGAAACAUAAGAAGUUGGAAGCUGAGAUUAAGGGUCAUCAGCCGAUGAUAAAUCGAGCUCUUCAAUCAGGACAGACAUUGGUAGAUCAAAAGCAUCCCGAGAAAGAGAAGGUUAAGAAUCUUUGUAACAAACUAGAGAAAGCUUGGGUUGAUCUUGAAUCCAAUGCCAAUGAUCGUGCUAAGAAGUUAGAUAUGUCUCUGAAGGCUCAGCAGUAUUUGUCAGAAGCUGGAGAGAUUGAAUCAUGGUUGGGAGAGAAGAACAAUGUCCUCCGAUCGACAGAUUAUGGACGUGAUCGUGAUUCAGCGACUAAGCUGUUGACCAAACACAAAGCAAUUGAACUCGAAUUGGACACUUAUUCGGGAAUUGUCACCGAAAUGGGUCACAAUUGCGGUGCAAUGGUUGCUGCAGGUCAUCCUGAUGGAAAGGUUUUGUCCUCCAAACAAGCUUUAAUCGAAAAAAUGCUCAAGAGUUUGCAGAAGUUGGCUACACAACGCCAGAUGAGAUUGAUGGAAAGCUUGUAUAUGCACGAAUACUUCUUGGAAUCGGCUGAAGUAGAACAAUGGAUCAGGGAGCAGGAUCAAGCUGCUUCCUCGGAAGAUUAUGGUCAGGAUUAUGAACAUUUGCAGCUUCUCCAAAAUAAAUUUGACGACCUUAAGCAUCGUGUCGAGGUUGGAUCAGACAGGGUUAACCAAUGUGAGGUUCUUGCUAAGAAGUUGGUAGAAACUGAAAGUCCAUAUGCGCCAGAUGUCGAAAAACGACAGGAACAGUUAAGAUCAUCCUGGGAGACCCUAUUGAAGUUGCUUAACCAACGAGAGCAGAAACUCCAUGCAGCUGGAGAAAUCCAUCGUUUCCAUCGUGACAUUGCCGAAGCAUUGUUCCGCAUUCAAGAUAAGAAUGCAGCUCUUUCUUCUGAACUUGGCAAGGAUUUGAAUUCUGCCCUAGCUCUUCUAAGGAAACACGAAGGAUUCGAAAAUGACUUGGUUGCAUUGGAAGCUCAACUUCAAGUCCUUGUUGAAGACUCAGUUCGUCUUCAAGCUAAAUAUCCAUCAAAUGCCAGUGCAAUUGCCCAACAACAAGACAAAGUUGUCACUGCAUGGAAUGAAUUGAAGGAACGAUCAGGAGCACGUUCAGAUCGUCUAGCAGCAUCGUCCGAUCUACAAUCCUUCCUUACCGACGUCAGAGACAUCAUGUCUUGGUCAUCAAAUCUGAGAGCAGCUCUCCAAGCUGAAGAACACGUUAGCGAUGCCGCUGGAGCAACAGCCUUGAAAAUCCAACACGAUGCUAUCUAUGGUGAAAUCGAAGCUAGAGAAGAGAAAUUCCGUUUCCUCAACGAAUUAAGUGAUUCCAUGGUACAAACUGGACACUAUGCUGCCGCUGAAGUCGAAGAAAAGUGCUCUGCCAUGUUGGACGAACGUCAGAAACUGCACGCUGCUUGGAACAAAAAGAAGAUUAUGCUUGAACAAAAGAUUGAUUUGUUCUGCUUCUUGCGAGAUGCCAAACAAAUUGAUAAUCUAUCUAGUUCACAACAAGCAGCGCUCACAAGUUCUGACUUUGGCCAAACUGUGGAAGAUGUACAGAAUCAAAUAAAGAAACAUGAUGAAUUUGAGCGUGUCAUUCAGACGCAGGAAGAUAAGGUUGCUUUGUUGCAAGAUCAUGGUCGGAAAUUGAUUGAACAACGUCAUUAUGAUAGUGCUAAUAUUCAAGGAAUCCUUACGGGUGUUUUACAACGCCGUCAAAGAGUGAAGGAUCUCUGUGAGAGGAGACAUUACAAACUUGAAGAUGCUUUGUUAUAUGCCCAGUUUGUAAGAGAUUGUGCUGAAGCUCAAUCAUGGAUCUCAGAGAAGAAGAAGAAGUUGGAAGCAGAUGAAGCCAAUUACUCUGAAGUCUCCAAUUUGGAUGAAAAGAUUAAAAAAUUACAGAAACACCAGGCAUUCCAAGCUGAAAUUGCCGCUAAUCAAGGAAGAAUCAAGGAAAUCCAAGAAACUGGGCUAAUUUUAAUUGGCAAGAAGCACGAGUCAUCACCAGAGAUCAAACAAGCUAUUGAGAGUGUUGUUUCAUCUUGGAAGAGUUUGCUCGAAGAGUUGGAUAAUCGAGGCAGAGGUCUGGAAGAAGCUCAAGAUAUUUUGGAAUUCAAUAACCAAUUGGACAAGAUCGAAGCAUGGAUUCGUGACAAAGAAAUGAUGAUCCAAGCCAGUGACACUGGACGUGAUUUAGAGCACUGUAAUGCCCUAAUGAGGAAACUUGAUGAUGUGGAUUCAGAUAUGCGAGUUGACGACCAAAGAGUGAAGCAUAUUAACCAAUUGGCAGACAAAUUGAUUCAUCAAGGAGAAGUCCCAGCUGAGACAAAGAACAUUGACAAGAGAAGGAACAACUUUAACAGUCGCUGGAGGCAUCUUCAAGGUGCCCUUAGUGCCUAUCGGGCUCUUUUGGGUGGUGCCAAUGAAAUUCAUGUCUUCAAUCGUGAUGUUGAUGAUACCUCAGAUCGUAUCGCUGAAAAGGCACUUGCCAUGAGCUCUGAAGACACUGGCCGUGAUUUGGCUGCUGUAGAGACUUUAAUCCGCCGAGAAGAUGCUCUCGAACGUGACAUGACCGCUGUAAAGCAAAAGAUUGGUGAACACGAACGUGAUGCCAUGGAUCUGAAGAAGAAAUACCCAGAUCGUUUGCAAGACAUUGAUAAGAAACUCGAUGAGCUGAAAAAAUCUUGGAACAAUCUCCAGGAUCUCAGUAUCAAACGUCGUGACGUACUCAAUGACGCUUAUGAUGUGCAUAAGUUCGUCUCAGACGUUAAGGAACUGGAAUCCUGGGUGAAUGAUAUAAUCAAGAAGAUGAAUGCAGCUCAAGCUCCAAUGACAAUAACCGAAUGUGAGACUCAAUUGGAGUUGCAUCAAGAGCGUAAAGCUGAAAUUGAUGGUAGAGAUAAGGCUUUCUUGGAUUUGAAAAAGCAUGGUGAGAGUUUGGUCAGUGUGGAGAAGUCAAAUGAUGCUAAGAAGUAUCUAAAGACAUUGGGUGAUUUGCAUAAGACUUUACAUGACGCUUGGAAUGAUCGUGCCAAGAGGCUGAGAGAAGCUCAUCAAUUGCAAUUAUUCAAGUCACAAAUGGAACAGGUUGAAAAUUGGUUGGCCAAUAAGGAAGCUUUCCUUAAUAACGAUGAUUUGGGUGAUUCAUAUCAAGCUGUUGACAGGCUGAUUAAGAAGCAUGAUGCAUUCGAGAAGCUUCUUGAAUCAGACAAUGUGAGUGAGUUGGAGAACUUUGCCAAGUCGAUCUUGGAGAGUGAUCCUGAAGAUGCUGCGAUCAUUAGGGACAAGUUGUCAUAUGUUCUUAAGAGGAGGCAAAAAUUGGUCGCCCUGUCACAGGAACGUCGUUUCAAACUCACCCAGUCUAAACAGCUCCAAGAAUUCCUUCGUAGUUUGUACGAAAUCGAUCGUUGGUUAGUUCAGAAGAUGCAAAUUGCCAUCGAUGAGAACUACCGAGAGCCAAGCAACUUGCAAAGCAAAAUCCAAAAGCAUACAGCUUUUGACAGUGAACUUGUAAGUAAUGCCUCUAGAGUCAAGGAUGUGAUUGCCGAAGGAGAAGGUCUAAUCAAAGAUGAUCACUAUGCCAAAACUGAAAUUGCCAAGCAUUUGGAAAUGCUCGAAUCCGAUUGGGAGAAACUAACCGAAGCUUCCAAGGAGAAGAAGGACAAACUUAACCAAGCUUAUGAUGCUUUAACCUUCAAUCGAAGUAUGGAUGAGUUUAAUAACUGGAUGGACGAAGUAGAAUCGCAUUUGUCAAGUGAAGAUUAUGGCAAGGAUCUUGCAGCAGUGAAUAAUCUAAUCAAGAAACAUGAACGUCUUGAAGCCGAUGUCACCCAUCACAAUGAAAUCUGUGAUCAAGUGAAGCAAAAAUCUGAAAAGUUUUUGCAAGCUGAUCAUUUCUUGAAAGAAGAACUUCACGAUCGAGCAAUGGCAACUAUCAAGCGUUAUAGAAGUCUUCAUGAACCAAUUGCUAUUAGGCGGGAGAAUUUGGAAGAUUCAUUGAAUCUUCAACAAUUCAUGCGCGAUGCUGAAGAUGAACUUUUAUGGCUAUCAGAGAAGGAAGUUAUUGCUGCUUCGAAUGAUCUUGGAACCAGUUUGAUUGCUGUACAAGUUCUUCAGAAGAAACAUCAAGGACUUGAAGCUGAAAUUCUAUCACAAGAACCACUUAUUCUUGCUUUGAUACAGCGUGGUCAACAGAUGAUGAGGGAAGAACACUUUGCCAGAGAUCAAGUCAAGUCCAAGUGUGAUCUUCUUCAAUCGAAGUUGGUUAAUCUAAGAGAUUUGGCCAGUAUUCGACGUUUGAGAUUAUUGGACGCUGUCGAGAGUCAAAUGUUCUAUGUGGAAGCAAAUGAAGCAGAAGCUUGGAUUAAGGAGAAACGACCAAUUUUGGCAUCCCAAGAUUAUGGACGAGAUGAACCAUCAGUUCAGUCACAUAUCAAGAAACUUGAAGUUCUCCACAGAGAAUUACAGUCAUUCAAUUCGUCAAUCGAGAAAGUCAACACUUUGGCAACUAAUUUGAUCGAAAGAAAUCACUUUGACAGUCAAAAUAUCAACACAAAGAACACUUCUGUGAGUUCCCAAUACCAGGAACUCUUGAAACUCUGCAGAGAACGUGAAUUACGUUUGGCUGAGUGCAAGAAACUCUUUGAGUUCCUUCGAGAAACUGAAGAUCUUCACGAAUGGAUUGGUGAUCAAAUGACUGUAACUGCUUCUGAAGACUAUGGUGAAGAUGUAGAACAUGUGGAACAGUUGAUUCUAGCUUUUGACUCGUUCAUAUCAAAUCUGACAGCAAAUGAGGGAAGAGUUCAAGCCUGUCUGACACGUGGUGAAGCUCUGAUCAAGGAAAAUAAUCCCUAUCGAUCAUCGAUCAAGUCGAAACGUGAUGAGACCAAGCAAUUGUGGGAUGAACUCAAGGAUCUAGUCAAUGCUCGUCAAGAUGCUCUAGCCGGAGCCAAACAAGUGCAUGUCUAUGAUCGUGCUGCUGAUGAAACUAUCUCCCUGAUCAAUGAGAAGGAUUCUUCGUUGAUUUCCGAAGAUUAUGGACAAGAUUUGGAGAGUAUUCAAGCUUUGAAUCGUAAACAUGCAGUUUUUGAAGCUGAAUUGUCAGCUAUUAAAGAACAAGUUGAUUCGGUUUUACAAGAAGCUUCAAAAUUGGGAGAGAUCUAUCCUGAUGCCAAGGAGCAUAUUGAAGUGAAACGAGAUGAAACUAUCGAAGCAUGGGCUGAUCUUAAGGAAAAAACCGAAUUACGUCGUGGUAAGCUCCAACAAGCUGAACAAUUGCAAUCGUACUUUGAUGAGUACAGAGAGCUUAUUGCAUGGAUCAAUGAAAUGUUGGCAAAAAUCACAGCUCCCGAACUGGCUACAACUGUAGCUGGAGCUGAUGCACUUUUAUCAAGCAUCAAAGAGCACCACGCAGAGAUACAUGCUCGCGAUGAGACAUUUGCCAAUUUCACAGCCAAUGGACAGAAAUUGAUCAAAGAGAAGCACUUUUUGGCUCAUGAAGUCGAUGAGAAGAUUCAGAUUUUGAAGCAGCGUCAUGAUCUUCUGGAAUCAACCCUCCAACAGCGUAAAGAAAUCUACGAACUUAACUUGGACACACGACUAUUCCUUAAAGAAGCUGAAAUUCUCGAAAACUGGAUUUCAAGUCGAGAGCCAUUGCUUAAAGAUUCCAAAUUGGGUGAAUCUAUUCCACAAGUCGAGGAUCUCCUAAGACGGCAUCAAGAUUUUGAGAAGACAGUAGCAGCACAGGAGGAGAAAUUCAAUGCCAUUCGCAGAAUAACACUCCUCGAACAGAGAUUCAAGAAACAAGUUGAAAAUGAAAAGGUUGCCAAGAGAAUGGAAAAGGAAAGAUUAGAAAAGGAACGUCUAGAGAUUCUCAAACAAAAGGAACUACAACGUUUGAACGAGGAACGAAGACGCGCCGAAAAGCAAAACGAAAACCGUGCCAAUGGUGUUGCAGAAAAGACUCCGAUAUACUCUUCGCCAAUGGUAACAUCGCCAGUUGCCACUCCUCUGCGUAGUCCCUUCGAAGAAGAGUACUCAACACCAAAGACUAUUGUAACUGGCCCUGGAACCCCAACAUCGGGUGUAUUUGGAGAUCGUCUGCGACGUGGCUCCGAUACGACUGUUAAGCGAGCUGAAAGUAUGAAAGUACCACAAAAGCAACCUAAACGAACUCCUUCAUUCACCACCCGCAGACGGGCACAAAGCUUCCGUAAGAAUGGCGGCAAAGGUGAAGGAUUCGAUUUGCCACCUGUGGAAAUUCAAGGAUCACUCGAACGUAAACAUGGUCUUCAAUCGGGUGGAAAGAAGGCACCAGUUCGAUCAUGGAAGCAAUUCCACACAGUUCUGUGUGGUCAGUUGUUGUGCUUCUUCAAGGACGAAAAUGAUUUCAUUCAACAAAAGACAGCUACAGCUCCAGUUAAUAUCUUGGGAGCUAAAUGUGAAAGAGCUGAAGAUUACACGAAGAAGAAGUAUGUCUUCCGGUUGAAACUUCCUGAUGGUUCGGAAUUCCUAUUCGAAGCACCGAAACUUGAAUCGAUGAACGAUUGGAUAAGGAAGAUUUCGUUCCAUGCUGGUCUACCGCCAAAUCUACAACUUUUAAGCUAUGAUGAAUCUGUUAGACAAUCAAAUAGUUUUCCAGAUAUUAAAAUUGCCAGCCAAAUUGACUCGCCAAUGAGUUCUAGAGCAUCAUCACCGGAUUCACAGCGUCGUAGUAGAAAUGAUUCGAUAAAUAGUAGUUUGUCAGGAAGUAGCUCGACAACGCCACAAAUGAAUUUCCUGCAAAAACAACAGCAACAGUAUUCACAACAAGCCAGCAUACCUGUACAUCAACCCGCCUCCCCAACUGGAUCAUAUGGAUUCAACGAACAAAAACCUCCAAUACCACCACGAGGUGCACCACCACCAGUACCACAUCGACAAAGUACAGAUAAUUUGGUAGUCAUGAGAAAUCGCAAUAGCGUUGGAAGUGAUAUUACAGAUGCCAAUGCUAAUUAUGGAAGUAUGUCAAGGUUACAUUCAUCAACACUUCCUGCUGGAUUAAGUGGUAUUUCAAAUGGUAACGAAGGUUUUACAAUGGAAACAAGGCAUUCAGAAAAUCCACCACCAUUACCAACAACAAUGCCCCCCGUAGGAGGACACCAAAGAAUAAGUACAUUCGGUACACAACAUAUUAACAACAACAACAACAAUGUCAAUCAACAUCAUCAAAACUAUCAAGGAAAUUUCUCAUUACCACAAAAAAGAUCUUCAUCAUCUGCUUCUGCAGCAACUCGAACAGAUUCAACAAAUCGUUUUGAAAAUAACAAUUUACCAGGAGCCGGACUUGGUAGUACAACAAAAAGAACAACAGUUCAAACAUCAAUGUCUUUAGGUGGUGCCGAUAGUGGUAAUAAUGGAAAUAAUAAUGCAAAUAAUUUAAAUACAACUACAACAACAACAACAACAACGACAAGUCGAACAGUUUGGCAUUAUUCGCCGGAUAAUAAUUCAGUAACAAAUCCAAGUUAUAUGGGAAUAAGUAGUGCUGACGUCGCUGGUUGGGGAACAAGUCGCUAUGAAAAUGCACGACCCGUAUCCUUGCAACCAGAUUCAAUAAACAUCUCUCGUGUAUCGGCAGAAAGCUCUAGCGAAAGUGAGGCACAAUCAAUUUCAUCUGUUUCCGGUGUCAAAGGAAGCAAAAGCAAAGAAGAACGUCGCAGCGGUAUGUUCCGCAUUUUUGGACGAAAAGAUAAAGAUAAGGACAAGUCGAGGAGAUCCAGUCAGCCGCCACAGUAAAAUAAAAAGGAUCAUCUAAACUUUAAAAAAAUAAUAAAAUUAUUCGUUUUUUGUUCUUUGUUAAUGCACUCUAGUAGUGAAUUGGAGUAUAAUUUAUUAUUUAAUUAUAUUUUUUUCGUAUAUUUUGUUUGUUCUUUAUUAUUUUUUUUUUUUUUUGUUUAAAUGUUAAGUCUUAUACAUAUUAUUAUUAUUAUUAUAAUUAUUAUGAUUAUUAAUAUUAUUAAUUAUAUAUUAUACAUGAAAAGUUUUAGUAAAGUGUCAUUUUUUUGCGUAUAGGUA
Messenger RNA from Episyrphus balteatus (marmalade hoverfly), 13217 nucleotides. It is a transcript of the gene kst, whose product is annotated as spectrin beta chain, non-erythrocytic 5. Gene Ontology annotation, molecular function: actin filament binding; phospholipid binding. The transcript has 22 exons. Gene Ontology annotation, cellular component: plasma membrane; cell projection; cell junction. The coding region runs from base 81 to 12938 and encodes 4285 amino acids. The record is from RefSeq and is a predicted model, not a curated record. Gene Ontology annotation, biological process: actin cytoskeleton organization. NCBI's taxonomy places the organism in Eukaryota, Metazoa, Arthropoda, Insecta, Diptera, Syrphidae.